AUGACAAAGACACUGGAGAUUGACAUAAGAUCUGCAGAAGGUCUCAAGGUAAACCGGAGACUUAUAAAGAGAAAGACUUUCGCCGUCGUAAAGAUCGGUGAUAAAUCUCGAAUUUCUAAUCUCGACGAAUCUGGAGAAAGCAACCCAACAUGGAACCACAAAUCGGAGAUAACGAUCGAUAGUUGUAGUAAUAGUGGUAAACAGUUUAUCUUCAUUGAGGUAUUUUAUCGAACAGGUUCUGGGCGUAAUAAGAAAAUCGGAGAAGCUAAAAUCCCGGCGACGGAUUUCAUGGGUAGAUAUUCACCGGAAGGUCAUUUGAAUAUCUUGAGCUAUAGAUUAAGAGAUGAGUAUGGAGACAAGUGUGGAAUCGUUAACGUUUCGAUUAUGGUUAAACCCGGUUCAACGGAGGCGAUUAAAGAUUACGGUGCGUGUUCGUCGCAAGUGAGAACAGAGUCGCCGUCGAUUGAUGGGUAUGGUGGUCGGAUUGUUACAGGAGUUCCGGUUUAUUGUGUGAUUCAACGACAAUCUUGA
Molecule: messenger RNA, 531 nt
Organism: Arabis nemorensis
Lineage: Eukaryota; Viridiplantae; Streptophyta; Magnoliopsida; Brassicales; Brassicaceae
Source: the annotation of a GenBank genome assembly